AUGUGUAACAUAUUUCCUUGCUUGUCACAGGAUCCUAGCGCUAGUGACUUAUGUGGCAUUCAAACUACAAGUUCUUCAAGGGUGAAUUCAUCAUCAGGAGCUCGAAAACAAAGUCGGAAAUCAUCUGAGUCAUCUGAGCAAUGCCGUAGCAUUGAAUCUAGAGAAGGAAAAAAGGACAGAACAGCUGGGUCAAAAUGUUUAUCUAAGGGAAAGUCUUUGAGUGUGAAAGGUAUCAAGAAAGUUGCAGUUCGAAAUGAUGAAGAGAAAAUGGACGCUUUACAAAAUUAUCAAAGUGCUGCAAAAAACAGUGAAGAUAUGUCUGCUGUGUCAGGAAUCGUGACUGCUGUUGGUGUAAAAAAGAGACUUGAGGCUUCUUCUAAUAUGCCUAGGAAAGAUAUCCAGAGCAAGCAGUCUAGUAUCAAACAGUCAUUCAAAAGGGAAUUGUCUCAAGUGACAACAGAUGAAGCUUUGGAUAUCCUUAGUAGCAGUGGCAAUGAUACAGGAGAGACUGCAGCUUCUCUAUCAGAUGACGGCUUGAAAGACAGCUUGCCUAAAUAUCAACGCAAAGGGAGGCGUGUGAAGGCUAUUGAAAGUCUGGUGCCCUCACCUGUGAAAUUUCGUGGGAAAAGACAGCGCCCACUCAAUGAGUCCUCAUCCAGUACUGCAAAAGUGAAGAAGGUUGAAAAGGCUAAAGUUAGCGCUUCUCCACAGAAGGCAACGGUUCAUCGUCAAAGGCAGCUGCACUGGAAAAGCAAAAUGUCACGAAACCGUCGUCGUUGAUCACUGCUACAUUAUUACUUGUAACACAUAUAUUACGGGUAUAUGACUAGUAGGACGUACAGCAGUAAAGAAGUUAAAUAGAACACUUGAUUGUCACUGGCGCGUUUUAGUUGCAACUUCUUUACUGUGUAGGUGUAGUUUGAGCGUCGUAAUGGAAAACAACCGUGCGUAUUUCAAUUAGUACAGUAACUGAUGUCUAUGUGCUUGCGAUCCAUAUUCUGCAACGCUUGCCUACAUUAAUUAUAUAU
Corticium candelabrum is the source of this 1028-nucleotide messenger RNA. RefSeq lists its product as uncharacterized. The record is from RefSeq and is a predicted model, not a curated record. Bases 1 to 780 code for a protein of 259 amino acids. The transcript is spliced from 10 exons. Lineage: Eukaryota; Metazoa; Porifera; Homoscleromorpha; Homosclerophorida; Plakinidae.